CCUCCGGGUCCUGGAGCCCUGCUGGCAGAAGGGGAGCGAAUGGGAGUCUCCACAGCCCCGCCGCCCUCCCGCAGUAUGAAAACCCUGAAGAAGCGGCGGCUAGAAGUACUGAGCUCCUGCUAUACUGAGCUUCUUCUCUUCCUCCUCUUCACGUCGCUCUGGUAUUUCUCUGUUCUCUGCUUGGUGUGGUUCUUCCUGGACCGGGACACACCUGCCCAAGGAGGAAGGCGUUCUGAGUGGAUGAGGAACUGGACUGUUUGGAAGCACCUAAGGGAUUAUUUUCCCAUAAAACUGGUGAAAACGGUAGAGCUGCCCCCUGACCGGAACUACCUGCUGGUCGCUCACCCACAUGGGAUCAUGGCCAUGGGAAUCCUCUGUAACUUCUCCACUGAGAGCUCCAGCUUCUCCCAGCAGUUCCCCAGGCUUCGGCCCUUGACGGCCAUGCUGAAUGGCCUCCUCCAUUUCCCAGUCUACCGAGGCUACCUUCUAUCCUUUGGACGAUGUUCCGUGGACCAGCAGAGCCUGGAUUUUAUUCUGUCUCAGCCUCACGUCGGGCAGGCUGUGGUCGUCCUGGAGGGGGCCCACGAGUCCCUGUAUGCCGUCCCAGGGGAGCACUGCCUCACUGUCCAGAAUCGGAAAGGCUUUGUCCACCUGGCACUGAGGCACGGCACUUCUCUGGUGCCCGUGUACUCCUUUGGGGAGAAUGAUAUCUUCAGAGUUAAGGCUUUUGCCCCAGACUUGUGGCAGCAUCUGUGCUAGAAGAUGCUGGGCUUCAAGAAGCUCCUGGGCUUUUCUCCUUGCAUCUUCCGGGGCUGUGGUCUCUUCUCAGCCAACUCCUGGGGCCUGGUGCCCUUCUCCAGGCCCAUGACCACUGUGGUGGGCUGCCCCAUCCCGGUGCCCCAGUGUCUCGGGCCCACCGAGGAACAGGUUGACCACUCUCACAUGCUCUACGUGAAGGCUCUGGAGCAGCUGUUUGAUGAGCACAAGGAAAGCUGCAGUGUCCCAGCUUCCACUCGCCCCACCUUCAUCUAG
This is a messenger RNA of Aethalodelphis obliquidens (Pacific white-sided dolphin), 1032 nucleotides long. RefSeq names its product monoacylglycerol O-acyltransferase 3 (gene MOGAT3). Gene Ontology annotation, cellular component: endoplasmic reticulum membrane. NCBI's taxonomy places the organism in Eukaryota, Metazoa, Chordata, Mammalia, Artiodactyla, Delphinidae. The record is from RefSeq and is a predicted model, not a curated record. Gene Ontology annotation, molecular function: diacylglycerol O-acyltransferase activity. Gene Ontology annotation, biological process: triglyceride biosynthetic process.